AUGCCGGAAGAUCUCACAGACACUGGGGAUAUUCUGCCCGCGUGUGACCUAUGUCAUGCGAAGAAGAUAAAGUGUGAUCGUCGAGCGCACUGUGCCAAUUGCGCAGAUGCCGGUGUGGAAUGCGAACGCCGGCGGCGCGGACGGCCAGCUAAGAAGAGAAACCAAAGCACCCUAAGGCCCCAAGAAAAUAUAGUAACGUUUGAAAAACAGCCGUCACAGACACAAAGAAGCAACCGGCAAUCAGGCCGUAGGGCAGCGGAAAGAAACGUGAAUAGAAGUACCGCUAUAGAGCACAGCCAGCCUAACGACCAAGUUCUGGACUCAAGGGAGAGAUCCUUAACCACGCCUACGCACUCGACACCUAGCGUCGAGGGCCCCAAUUAUCAUGCAAUACAGGCAAAAAACAUAAUCCAACUGGAAUUGAAUGACUCAAGGCAUGUCAACCGCGGGAGACAAUCCAUACUUCGCUCUGCUCUCCAACUCGUGAACCAAAUUGCAGAGAGUGAGCCUCAGCAUUCGGACGAAAUCAUGGAAGAGUUUCAGCCUAACGAUCCCGCCCUUUCGAUUCCGGAUGCACCCCCUCGAGAGCUGUUGUUUAUGCUCCUACAAGGGCCGCCCGAAUCGAUGUGCAUUCAGUGGCCGGAUCACAUCUCGCGCAAAACAUAUGAAGAAAUGGCUACAGCCUUGUUACGAAGUGAACCUCGGCUACAAGGUCAACUCCUCCAUCAGUAUAGCAUUUGCAUAUAUGUGAAAGCAAUAUUUCAUAUAUAUCAGGUGUCACGAACCGUGCGCAGCCCGCUCCUGAAAACACAGCUGUCCCAAUCUAGGUCGACUUACAUCGCAGCAACGAUUCGGAGCAUUGAGAACCUGAGCAUACUCAAACAGCCAGACAUCUCAUCCAUACAAGCUCUACUCUCAAGUGCAUUGCUUAUGCAGCACCUGGGGAGGCUGAACCAAUGUUGGGUCCUUACCUCUUAUGCUGCUCGACAGAUUGCAUCUCUUAAUUACCACAAGAUCCGCAGGGUACCAGCGCGCUCAGACUCGGAGUUAGAGGUAUAUAGUGCGGUAUACUGGUGCUACUAUCUUGAUCGGACGUUAAGUUCCCUCCUCAGUCGCCCUCCGUCAUUGCCUGAUCUCGAGGUAUCCCCGACGGAUCUCAUUGUCCUAGACCCAUGUUCGCCAUAUGAUACGCUUUUGCGUGUCCUUCUUGACCUCGCACAGGUUCAGGGGAAAUUACAUGCAGUAUCCUCCGACCCGAAGAAUGCUUCGAAUAGCCAGGCUUUGGAGACUUGUCAGCUCCUUGAGUCCAGGAUGCAGAGCAUUCUUCGACAAAUGCCGUCGAAUCGCGCAUCCCUCCCGAAAAUGGUACAAUAUGAUUGGGUUGCGGUCGACUUCUGCUACUACGCGAUUUUCGUCGAGAUCGACCGAACACGCUUGAAAAGCUCAUUUAGUCCAGUAAUACACAGGGAAUGUCUCGUACAUGCCCGACAGUCACUUGGAGCAUUUCACUUUAUCCAGCAGCAUGCGGAGGAAAUGCCGGGGUUUGAAGAGCCAUAUCCAUCAUUUCUUACAUGGACUUUGUUUUUCUACCCACUAAGCGCCUUCUUCGUGGUCAUCUGCAACAUCAUCGGAACUUUGGAUCAUGGCGAUUUUAAACUGCUUCAACAAAUAACGCAGAGUUUGUCACAGUUCAAGCAAGAUCCACAUCUUGGAAAACUUUUAAACCUUCUCCAGUCGCUGGAAGAUCUCUGCGAGCCGCUGUUCCAAGAGGCGGGUUCUGGUCCAGAAAAUAUAUCAUCAAACCUCCGUGCAUCCGCCCCGAAUCAAGCAAUGGCACCUGUCACUACGGAUGGCAUUCCUCCGAGCGCCUCCUUCGAUAGCAAUUUCGGGCUAAGUGAUGAACCGAUACCGAACUCGGAGUUGGAUGCCUCGGCCGACUGGCUGAUGUGGCAGCUUUUCAAUAGCCAGAUUCCAGCGGGUUGGCUCAGCAGUGGUAUGGACCCUUUUGAAAUAUGA
This is a messenger RNA of Aspergillus tubingensis, 2016 nucleotides long. RefSeq names its product Zn(II)2Cys6 transcription factor. Gene Ontology annotation, biological process: regulation of DNA-templated transcription; DNA-templated transcription. The transcript is spliced from 9 exons. The record is from RefSeq and is a predicted model, not a curated record. The coding region runs from base 1 to 2016 and encodes 671 amino acids. Gene Ontology annotation, molecular function: zinc ion binding; DNA-binding transcription factor activity, RNA polymerase II-specific; DNA binding. Lineage: Eukaryota; Fungi; Ascomycota; Eurotiomycetes; Eurotiales; Aspergillaceae.